AUGACAACACAGGUUCCUGACCUUACAACAACCUUCACGCCCGCCAAAGCAUGCUUCCAGUAUUACAAGUAUAGAUAUACAGGCGAUGAACUUACAUGUCUGUCAGGCGGCACCGGUGCGCCCAGUGUUUGCACCUAUAUGCAAUUGGGUCCCUCAUCAAGUGACGCCGACUGCUUUCCAAGCAGCUUAGAACUCAGUUCAACCUUUUACUACUCACCCGGUAUAUGUCCCAGUGGAUUCGAGGUGGCGUGUAGUUCAACAGUCGGGGGCGAGACGAGAGCGACGUGUUGUCCAAGUUCAUUUAGUUGUCAAAAAGAGACGGGUUGGCCAUGGUACAGCACUGAUCUUUGCACAAUCGUGAUACCAAGGACGGUUGAAGUGAUAGUUUCUGACUCAGUUGUCGGAGGAGACUGGGAAAGGACCACAGUCAACGGAGCUGCUGCCAAUGCUAUUGGUAUUCCCAUCCGAUGGCGUUCCUCCGAUUUUGCGUCCACCACGGCUGGGACCACGACCUCUUCAACCGGCAGCGCAACUGAAACGAUUUCUUCUUCAACAGCCACUUCAUCGAGUGAUUCUUCGUCGGGUAAUGGGGGAUUGAGCACUGGAGCUAAGGCAGGAAUUGGAGCUGGCGUUGGAGUUGCAGCUCUUGCUGGACUUGCUGUAUUAGGCUGGUUUGUGCUUCGGGCGAGGAGGGCUAAGCAGGCACAUGCAGCCGCUGCGGUUGGGGAAAUGGAGGCUAAGGAACCUCAGGUGCACGUGCAACAGCACCCAUGGGAGCUUGAUGGUCACGAAACUAUGACCCCAGCGGAGCUACCAUCGGAAAGUGUGAGUCGUGUUGUGUACAAAUGA
Messenger RNA from Fusarium venenatum, 849 nucleotides. RefSeq lists its product as uncharacterized. Lineage: Eukaryota; Fungi; Ascomycota; Sordariomycetes; Hypocreales; Nectriaceae. The record is from RefSeq and is a predicted model, not a curated record.